This is a messenger RNA of Clonostachys rhizophaga, 402 nucleotides long. The record is from the annotation of a GenBank genome assembly. NCBI's taxonomy places the organism in Eukaryota, Fungi, Ascomycota, Sordariomycetes, Hypocreales, Bionectriaceae.
AUGUCUCUCACCAUCCGCGAAAAGCCACAGGUUGGCGACGCAAAGCGUUGGAUUAUCAUUGGCACCAUUGGAGGCGCAUUUCUCAUCAUCCUCAUGGGAGCUUUGGUCGUGCUGCACAUGAGGCGCCGCAAGCGCGACAGGCAGGAGGGCGUGGACAUUGAAGGAGACGACGAGGUGACGGGCCACGACCUCGACAACCUGGGAGUCACGGGCCAGCAGGGCCGCAGCGGCGCCGGCCAGAACCAGAACGCCUUCUCGCAUCGUGACGGCUCCCCGUCGGGCUCGUACAUGGGCGGCCAGCAGCGCGGGCAGUUUGGGGCAUAUAAGGCGGAUUCGAUUUCUAGUGAGGACACCGGCAACCCCUAUCACCACCCGGGUGCGCGAAAAGCGCAGUUCAACUAA